Ilex paraguariensis (yerba mate) is the source of this 687-nucleotide messenger RNA. The record is from the annotation of a GenBank genome assembly. Lineage: Eukaryota; Viridiplantae; Streptophyta; Magnoliopsida; Aquifoliales; Aquifoliaceae.
AUGUCCACGAGGAAAUCUGAUGAGCAUGAUGCAAGCAGAAGAUUGAAAUCAGAGUUUUUAGUCCAGUUUGAUGGAGUGACGUCAAAUUCUGAUGAUAUGGUGACCGUCAUCGGUGCAACUAAUAAACCACAAGAAUUGGAUGAUGCAGUUCUUAGGAGAUUGGUGAAGAGAAUUUACAUCCCUUUACCAGAUGCUAACUCUAGAAGACUUCUGCUGAAACACAAACUCAAGGGCCAAGCAUAUUCCUUGCCUGGUGGAGAUCUGGAGAGACUUGUUGAAGAGACAGAUGGGUAUUCUGGAAGCGACCUGCAAGCCUUGUGCGAGGAAGCGGCAAUGAUGCCAAUCAGAGAGCUUGGUGCAAACAUUCUCACUAUCAAGGCAAAUCAGCUUCCUUCUCUCCCCCUUUUUUCGCUUGAUGAUACUGUCUUGAAGCAAUUUAGCCAUGAAGCAGGGUUUGCUGAAACCAUGUCGAGAUCUAUUCUUGAUAUUGACAUAUGUCACCGGAAGAUUCACCCUGACGAACAAGGGAUUUUCUUAUUAAUUCUUCAAGCAUCAAAUGCUUUAGGAUUAACUCUCGAGUUUCUGUUCACCAUGGGGCUCAGUAAGGCGGCUAAGAUAUGGAGACUUCCAGAAGGCAAUGACUGUCAUUCGGCGGAGUCUACAAAAAACCAAGUGGGAAGAGCUUGA